AUGGCCAAACAUAAAUCUCUCUCCCUCGCUUUUCUCCUCUUUUUCCUACCCUUUCUUUCUUCUUCCCAUGCAACAAUAUCAUCUGCAACAGCAGGACUGCCAGAAGCAGAGGCUCUACUGAAAUGGAAAGCCAGCCUCUCACCAGCACAAGCUCUCCACUCAUGGUCACUUCCUGCUACUAAUGCCAGCACCAACACCCUAUCUCCAUGCAAAUGGACUGGGAUCUCAUGUAACAGCCUUGGAAGUGUAACAGAGAUAAGCCUACCGAGUGCAGGCUUGCAAGGUAAGCUCGACAACUUGAGCUUCCCCUCAUUUCCAAACCUCGUUCAUCUCAAUCUCGGUGACAACACUCUCACUGGUACCAUCCCAGCUCAUAUUGGCGCUCUUUAUAAACUCACAUCGCUCAAUCUGUCUGCAAAUAGUAUAAGUGGAUCAAUACCCCUAGAUAUAGGGAAUCUUGUGAAUUUGAAUGUGCUAGACUUGUCCAUUAACCACCUAGAUGGUUCCAUCCCUUCCACUUUAGGGAACUUGUCAAAGCUUUCCAGCUUGUACGUGCACCAAAAUCGAAUCUCUGGCUCCAUUCCACCACAGGUGGGGAAUCUGCAAGAUCUGGUUCUGUUGACUGUGUUUCAAAACAAUCUGACUGGUUCUAUCCCUUCCACUUUAGGGAAGUUGACAAAGCUGACAGUCCUCUCCCUCUUUCAAAAUCAAAUUUCUGGUUCUAUUCCUCCAGAACUUGGGAAUUUAAUGAGUCUCAAUAAGCUAACAUUGAGGCAAAACAAUCUGACUGAAUUUGGGAAUUUAAUGAAUCUCAACGAACUUGAUCUGUCCAAUAACAUCCUAACAGGUUAUAUCCCUUCUACUUUAGGAAACUUGACCAAGCUUACUAGGUUGUCCCUUAUUGACUGUCAAUUAUUUGGUUCCUUGCCUCAAGAAAUGACAAACAUGACAAAUCUUUCUGAACUCUACUUGGAUGGCAACAGCCUCUCUGGCUAUUUACCUCAGUUAUGCCAGGGCGGAUCUCUUCAAGCCUUCACUGCUGUUGGCAACCAUUUCACUGGUGAGAUCCCAAAAAGCAUCAGAAAUUGCACUAGCUUAACAAGAGUGCGACUUAAUGGAAACCGACUUGCUGCAAAUGUAUCGGAAGCCUUUGGUGUAUACCCACAUCUCUCAUUCAUGGAUGUCAGCAACAACAUGUUGUUUGGUGAACUCUCACCAAAUUGGGGAGAAUGCCGAAAUUUGACAAAGCUACAAUUAUCCGGGAACAUGAUCACCGGUAGAAUUCCUCCUGAGAUAGGGCAGUUGAUGCAGCUAAGUGUGCUUGGUCUUUCUUCAAACCAGCUGGUAGGCGAGAUUCCAAAGGAAUUUGGGAGGCUGACUUCUUUGUUCAACUUAACUUUAAAUGAAAACCAGCUUUCUGGUCAGAUACCCCAAGAGAUUGGAAAACUAUCCAAUUUGGAGGUUCUUGACUUGUCAAUGAAUCACCUAAGUGGUCCAAUACCACCUCAAUUAGGUGAUUGCUUCAAACUCCAAUAUCUGAAAUUGAGCGAAAAUGUUUUAAAUGGAAGCAUUCCUUUUCAGAUCGGUAACCUAGUAUACCUACAGGGCUUACUAGAUCUAAGUCAUAACUCCCUCAAUGGACAAAUAUCACCACAACUCACGAAAUUGAUUCGGUUGGAAAAGUUAAAUCUCUCCCACAACAUGUUGUCAGGCUCCAUUCCACCUUCUUUUGAAGGGAUGUUCAGCUUGCAAUCCAUUGAUUUUUCAUACAAUGCCUUGGAAGGUCCUCUUCCCAACAGCAAAAGCUUUCAGAAGGCUCCUGCAGAGGCAUUCAUAUAUAAUAAGGGCUUAUGUGGUGAAGUGCAAGGUUUGCGACCUUGCAAUGCCUCUUCAAUCAAUCAUGGUGAUGCGAUGAAAGGUCACAGAGUUGUGAUCCUCAUUAUUCUUCCUGUCUCAGUGGCCUUGUUUCUUUUAUUUGUAAUCAUUGGCAUUUCUUCCAUUUAUUACCAAAGAAGAAGAAAUAUAAAGAAAGUGGUUCUUGAGAGGAGCAGCGGAAAUCCAUUUUCAUUAUGGAAUUAUGAUGGGAUUGCUGUGUUCGAAGACAUCGUGGAGGCGACAGAGGGUUUUGAUGACAAAUACUCCAUUGGAAUUGGAGGGUAUGGAAAAGUUUACAAAGCAAAUCUACCACUGGGUCAAGUAGUAGCGGUGAAAAAACUUCACUCACUCGAAGGAGGGGAUCAAUCUGAUCAAAGAAGUUUUAGAAAUGAGAUACAAGCAUUAACCGAAAUCCGACAUCGCAACAUAGUGAAGCUUUAUGGCUUUUGCUGCCAUGCUCGAUGCUCGUUUCUCGUCUAUGAGUACAUGGAAAGGGGAAGCUUGGCAAAUAUCCUAAGCAAUGAUGAAGGAGCUGCACAAUUGGACUGGACUCUAAGGGUGAAGAUUGUUAAAGGUGUGGCCCAUGCUUUAUCUUACAUGCACCAUGAUUGCACCCUGCCAAUUGUCCAUCGAGACCUAUCAAGCAACAACGUUCUGCUGAAUUCAGAACUUGAGGCUAGUGUUUCUGAUUUUGGCACUGCACGAUUGUUGAUACCUGAUUCGUCCAAUUGGAAUACGCUUGCAGGCACUUAUGGAUACAUCGCUCCAGAGCUUGCAUAUACAAUGAGGGUGACUGAGAAAUGUGACGUCUAUAGCUUCGGUGUUGUGGCACUGGAAGUGAUGAUGGGAAGGCAUCCCGGGGAACUCAUCUCCACUUUGUCAUCACCAAAUAGAGAAGAUACACUGCUAAAGGAUAUGUUGGACCAACGUCUCUCCGAUCCGAUGGCAGAGGUUGCACAGGAAGUCAUAUUUGCAGUGUCCAUGGCCCUUGCAUGCAUUCGGCCGGAUCCAAACUUUCGGCCAACCAUGCACCACGUGGCUCAGAAGCUAUCUGUUGGCGGGCCUUCCUUCUCUCUAAAGCCAUUCCAUGCACUUACAUUUCGUCAACUGACGGAUCUCGUAUAA
This is a messenger RNA of Magnolia sinica, 3000 nucleotides long. RefSeq names its product MDIS1-interacting receptor like kinase 2-like. The coding region runs from base 1 to 3000 and encodes 999 amino acids. Gene Ontology annotation, molecular function: protein kinase activity; ATP binding; protein binding. The record is from RefSeq and is a predicted model, not a curated record. Gene Ontology annotation, biological process: protein phosphorylation. The transcript has 4 exons. Lineage: Eukaryota; Viridiplantae; Streptophyta; Magnoliopsida; Magnoliales; Magnoliaceae.